CUUAUUGUGGUGGAGGGGUUUGUGUGCUUGAAUGAUCCUAGGAGCUAUGUUGUCGGGGGCAUUACGCCCCUGUUAGAGUCUCCCAAGGCAGACAGGUCCUAGGUGACAGGCCAGACCAAGAGCAGUUCACCAAAACCCUUAUGGAGAAUAAUCGAUCAAGGACCAUGACGUCGCCUGGUAUGGCGCAGCCGGGGCCCCACCCUGGAGCCAGGCCUGGGGUUGGGGCUCGUAUGCGAGCGCUUGGUGGCCGGGCCUUUGUCCACAGGGCCCGGCCAGGCUCAGCCCGAAGCGGUGAUGUGGGCCCGACCUCCUGUGGGUUCACCACCCAUAGAGGUAGCUGUAGGGGGCCGGUGCAGUGUGGAUUGGGUGGCAGUCGAAGGCAGGGGCCUCGACAACCUGAUCCCCAAACACAGCGGCUAGCUGUUGGGACAUGGAAUGUCACUUCGCAGUAAAGAGUUUCGGUCUAAAAUUUGAGAGCUAACUACCUAAAAAACAACAGGGGUGGGUUGUCCCCAUUAUGAGGCAAACUGGUCUUGAACUAGCCUGGGCCCGCCCAUCCUAAGUGUGACGCAACACGAGGGCCUGUUGCGAGCUUAGUCUGGCAAGGCAAGCUAUCUACAGCUCUUCCAAGCUCCCGAAUAAUCGGGAGCCAAUCAACUUUGAGCAUCUCCAACGGCCCUGGGCAGAGGCGUGUUCAAGGCACUGACAUAGUAGAACUGCGACCGGAAGCCAUAGAUUGUUUACAGAAUCUAUGCCGGAAGUGCUUCAUUCACUAGAAACAUUACGAACAUGGAGCAGCGGCAAGCCUUUGACACAGCGGUAGAUGCUGUAUUGAAAGCAUUCAACGGGAAGUUCUCAUUGAAAAUGGAGCAAAGAGCAGCCCUGGAGGUAUUUAUUGAAAGGAAGGACGUUUUCGCCUUGCUCCCGACUGGCUUCGGUAAGAGUUUAAUCUACCAGUUAGCCCCGUCGCGUCACAUACGUCAGAGGAAAGAGUGAUGUGAUUGGUUUAAGCUUCAUCACAGCCUUUUCUGGCUUCGACCAGUAGCAAACUGAGGCAUUUCAGGGAGGCGGGUCAACCACGCCUUUGGGAAACGGUUGGGCUUAAUAUCUUUGCCAGACCAAAUGCUCACAGAGCUUUGAAGUCGCAUUAGCCAGACUAGUCUUGAACACCCUGUGGGAUGUAUGAACAUAUGAGUCUAUCCAUUCUGGAUUGAAAGCUCUGUUUUCUCUGUGUCUUUUCCUUAUUUUAGAGCAUGCCAUGUCUGUUUCCCUCACUCACUUCAGACUUCUGUCUCCUUGUGGCUGGCUGCACGUGUGUGUGUUUUUCUAUCUAUUUUCACACACGCACAUGCUCACGCUCCACUUGCAUCGUUCCUCUGAAUAUGCGUUACAAUGCACGCGAUUGGUCUGUGCGUUUUCUAUGUAUGUACGUUGACUACUGUAAAAAUGAGAAACUGUGCAGGUUAAAAUAAGACCACUGUAAAUGCAAGAAAAGUUGCGCAGAUUAAAACACAAAUGGUCUGUCAAAAUCUAAUAAAAGGUCUGGGUCCAUAUAGAAUGGCAUCUGGGUCCAGAUCCAGACCGUGGUUUGUCAUUUUAUUUUUGGUGAUCUUGGCUAUACGCUAGGCUGACUCAUCGUCACCCCACUGAUCUGACCCACCACCGUGGUGUCAUCUGCGAAUUUGAUUCUGGUGUUACGUCCAUGGACAGGAAUGCAGUCAUAGGUGAACAAGGAGAAUGGAAGAGGGCUCAGCAUGCAGCCUUGUGGCACGCUGGUGUUCAGGGUUAUAGUGGUUGAGGAGAGAUUGUGUAACUUACCAGACUGGGAUCUGUUAGUCAGAAAGUCCUGAGUCCAGUUGCAGAGGGAUGUGCUAAUACCAAGCUGGCUAAGCUUGGCGAUCAGCUUGGAGGGGAUCACAGUGUUAAAUGCUGCACUGAAAUCAAUAAACAGUAUUCUGAUAUACGAGUUGUGGCAGUCCAGGUUACCAAAUUGUUGGUGUAAAGUUUUAUUUUUAAUUGGAGGACCAAAUUUGAGCACUUGUCGUGAUUCGGCAAAUAGAGUUUAUUUUUUGGAUUUAGUUUGGCUUUAAGGGCUGUGGCAGUGGAGUGCUUUGGCACUGGCACAAUGGAGGCAGUCUUGAAGCUGGUGUGGACAACUGCCUGGGCCAGGGACAGUUUGAAAAUGUCCAAAAAGGUCCUGGACAACUGCUCUGCCUAGGCUCUAAGCACACAGCCAGAUAUUCCAUCAGGUCCAGCUGCCAUAUGUACAUUCACCCUGUUCAGAGUAGAGAAAAUGUCUGAGGUGGAGAAAGUGAGAGGCUGCUCCUUAGAUGUAAGUUUUGCCUUGUUGAUGACAACCUUAUUUCCCUGAUCAAUGCGAGUGUAGAAGUAGUUGAGCUCAUCGGGCAGGGAUACAGUGCUGGUUGGUUUGAUGUCAGUGGUGGUCUGUAUCCAUUGGCACAUGCCCCAGGGGUCAGAGGAAUUGAAGUGCUCUUCAGUUCUGUUUAUAGUUGUGUUUAGCCUGGGAGAUUCCCCUUCUCAGAUUGGUCCUGGUUGAGCUGUAAGCUUCCUGGUCUCCAAGCCUGAAGGCUGCAUCUCUUGCUUUGAGCAGGAGGCAAACCUCUCUGUUCAUCCGGGGCUUCUGAUUGGGGAAGGCUAUGAUUUCUUGUAGAUUGUCACUCUGUCCACACACUUGUUAAUGCCAAGCAAAACCCAAUCAUCAUGUCUGAUGAUGCAACAGGAGCAAAGAGAGAUGAUCAGACUGUCUGAGGUGGGGGAGGGGUGUAACUUUGUAAGCAUUAGCCACAUUGGUGUAAAUGUGAUCCAAAGUUGUUGUGGUGUUUUUUUUGUUUUGUUUUGUUUUUUGUCCCCUUGUGGUGCAGGAGACUGGUGAAACCUUGGAAGUACAGAUCUCAAAGUGAAGUGAUUAAAAUCCCCAGUGACAAUCAAGGCACCAUCUGGAUGCAUGGUUUGCAACUUGCUAAUAGCAGCACAAAGUUCUUUCAUGGCCUUUUCUGCAUUAGCAUCCAGAGGGGCACAAACUGCAGCAGCAAAAAUGCAGGAUUAUGGAUCAUGCUAGUUUGUCUCUGCCUGCCUGUUUUGACUCAUUUCUGGAACUGUGACUAUGAUAUUUGGACUUCCUUAAAUAAAUCCAGUGUUUCUCUCAAGCAAAUGCGUCUUUCCUCUUCACCUCUGCACUGCACAUUACAAUAUCACACUACCCAGCUGUUACCAUGGGAACUGUGGCAUCGUACUGUGAGCAGAAACACGUUUGUUCUUUCAAAGUAGAAGGUAAGCUUCUAAAAAAUUCAUUUUUAUAGAAUGGGAUGUGUUCAUUAUGAAGCUCCUCAAUGGUUUUGAAUUUGGAGACUGACCACAAUCAUUUACAUCAGUUAAUGCCUGUCUCCUCAUGGUCCUAAUGGCCACCAAUUUCCUACAUAUUUUAGUCCUCAGCAUUCAUCAGUGUUGCACUAUUCACUGAACUGCUGUAACAAAUCAAUGUAUACCCUAAAGGCUAAACCCUAUCCCCUAUACUCUACAUUUUAACCCCUACACCCUUACAUCAUAACCCCUAAACUCUUACGCAUUUAACCCUAACCCUUUCACUGAGUUGUGAGUGUUUAGGGGAGGUGGUCAUUACCUUCCGGUAGUGUGGAGACGCCGGCGCCGGAACACGGCUGUUCAAGAUGUAGAUGUGACAGGAUGGCCGGCAAUCAUGGAAGUCUCCAACUCAGUUUUUGCUGGCAUGUGUGUCGUAUGCUGUUGGUUUGGGAAAUGUGUGGAGGUUUCCUUAUCUCUGCCAGAUGCAUGGAGGAGGAGGAUUUCUGAUCCCGUACAUCAUCAUGCUCUUUCUGGAGGGAAUUCCUCUUUUCUAUUUGGAGCUCGCUGUUGGACAGAAGAUGCGCUUAGGCAGUGUCGGCGCAUUCACUUCCAUCAGUCCCUACCUAGGAGGAGUGGGGUUUGCAAGUGUUAUCAUGUCUCUAUAUCUAUGUUUGUAUUAUAACAUAAUUAAUGCCUGGAGCUUCUGGUACCUUUUCCACUCCUUUCAGGCGACUUUGCCCUGGACACAAUGUCCACUGAACUUUAAUCAUACAGGAUAUUUAGAGGAGUGUGAAGUUGCCACUCCAACGCAGUAUUUCUUCUUCCGUGAGACAUUGAACAUUUCAUCAUCCAUUGAUGAAAGUGGUGUUGGUAUUCACACGGGACUGGCACUCUGCCUCCUCGUGUCCUGGUGUGUUGUCUACCUCUUCAUCAUCAGAGGAGUAAAUUCUACUGGUAAAGUGGUGUAUUUCACUGCAACAUUUCCGUACCUGGUUCUGAUUGUGUAUCUAAUCCGUGGUGUCACUCUGCAUGGAGCACUAAAUGGAGUGAAAUACAUGUUCACUCCAAAGCUGGAGCAGUUGGCGAAUCCUCAGACAUGGAUUAAUGCUGCUACUCAGAUCUUCUUCUCUCUUGGUUUGGGUUUCGGUUCUCUCAUUGCUUUUGCCAGUUAUAAUGAUCACAAUAACAACUUUGAGCGCCAGGCUAUUGUUGUUACCUUAAUUAACAGCGGAACGUCAAUUUUCGCCAGCAUCGUUACCUUCUCCAUCUACGGCUUCAAAGCCACAUUCAACUACGAGAGCUGCUUAGAGAGGAUGAGACUUUUACUUCUGAACACGUUCAAUCUCGCUGAAGAUGCCAUUAAUAAAGAAAAUGUGAAGUCAUGGAUCCGUGUGUUAAAUCUCACACACCCUGAGCAGUUUGCACUCAUUCAACACAAACUAGAGUCCUGCAGUCUGGAAGCCGAACUCGACACGGCUGUUGAAGGCACUGGGUUAGCAUUCAUUGUAUACAGUGAGGCGAUCACAAACAUGCCGACUUCUCAGAUCUGGUCUGUUCUCUACUUCUUCAUGUUGCUGAUGUUGGGGAUGGGAAGCAUGCUGGGAAAUGUGACCGCCGUAAUAACACCACUGAUGGACUUCAGAAUCCUUGCACGGAAAUUCAAUCAUGCCACACUCAAUGGUCUGGUGUGUCUUUUCUGUUUGCUGCUGGGUUUGGGUUUCACCACACAGUCAGGUAAUUACUGGUUUACGAUGUUUAAUGAGUAUGGUACGACGUUCUCAUCGCUCUUCAUCGUGCUGAUUGAAGUUGUCACCGUUUCCUACAUCUAUGGACUGAACAGGUUUGAGAAGGACAUCGAGGACAUGCUGGGUCAUCGGCCAAACUGGUACUGGAAAAUCAUGUGGCUUUUUGUGAGUCCAUUACUGCUGAUCAGCCUCUUCAUCUUCUACAUUGUAAGUUACAUUCAGGGAGGAACACCGACAUAUCAGGCAUGGGAUAAAACCAUGGGAAAGUCGGUAAAAAUGGAAUAUCCUGUUUAUGGUCAGAUCUUCAUUGUUCUUCUCCUUGUCUCAUCAGUGAGCUGUGUCCCCAUUGUAGCUAUUUAUGCUUUCUGUUCAAGACACAAACGGGCAGUAACAGUAUGUGAGGAAAUCAAUACCACAUCAUCCACCAUAACAGCAUAACAUCCACCAAAAUGCCUAUUAUAACAUCUGCCACAUUAUGCACUGUGAGAUUCAUCAUAUGAUGUAUAGGAAAAAGUAGCUGAGGAAAUUAAUGUCUGAAACUCUUUACAGUUAGAGUGAUUAGUCAUUUUAACAGAAGAGUAAAUAAACCUGGCCAUUUGAUAUUUUAAACGGGUAAAGGUAGACUGCCUUUCAGAUUUUUUAAGUGUAGAUCAUAAAAAUCAUUUUCCCUGACACCCAAUUAUUUUUGUUUAGUGGACCAAAAGCUACUGAAUUCGAAUCACAGACUUCCAAUUUUAUUAGUUUUUUCUUCUUCUAAUAGAACAAUUAAUGAAUGUCGGGCCAUGUGGCCCUAAAUUCUCUAUUUUUUCCUGCUUCACCAUGACCCAAUUCAAAAUUCUACGUCAUGCAUCACAUAGUGGGCUUUCCCCAUUCGUGCAAGGCAUUGUGGGAUACAAAUUUGAAACAGGAGAGAAAAAUGGAGGGUGCGAAUGAAACGUCAAAGACCGACUACAGUAACGGAAUGUGAGAAGAAAAGAUGUUAUAUUGUGAAGGAAAGGAAACGCAGGACCAAACUAAUAAAUAUCGGUGGUCAGUGAGCACCUCGGUGUGAUCAGCUGUUCGUUUAGCGACAGAAUGAUGGGACUGUCAGUGCACAGUCAAAGGGAAACCUGCGUAUACAGACUUCCUCUGUCUGCUUAAUUGUGUGAAGCAAGUGAUUUCAUGCACAUUAUUUGCGAGGUAAUCCCCUCAAAUUAAAUAACUUCCCAACCAUAGAAUGGCCUGAUAUUUUGUGAGAUAUUACAGAAAUAAACAUAUAUCACAAUGACUAAAUUUCACAGACUUGAUGAAAUCGAAAGGCAGUCUCGCUUUAAAUACACAGUCCAAAUGUACAAUUACAGAUUGUUUACUUUCAUCUGUAUAAUAUGGAAAAAAUGGAGGAAAAAAGGAAUAUGAACAGCACUUUACACAGCAAUAGGUUCCAUGUUAGAAUACACAGUCCAGUUAAAAGAACACUUCACAUAAUGCAGUCAUAAUUAUUUAACCCUAAAAACCUGUGAAUUAAACAUUUUUAAAAUGUAAGUUUUGUAAGAUUUUGUUCCUAGAGCAAUGUAGAAUUUGUUAUAAUUUGAAAUGAUGCGAUCAUAAUUGUUUACUGUGUAGGGAAAUCAGUAAUAUGGGGGGGGGGGGGGGGAGAGAAACAAACUUAUGCAUUUUUGGAGGAAGUAAUCUUUGUAAAAAUGUAGAAAUUAUAUUUGAAAGGCACUGUCUGAGAUGUAUUAAUGUUUAAUGGUUUUUUUCACCAAAGUGAUGGGAUGUAACAUAUUACAUGUUGAAGAUCAGAAGCUCGAAAGCGCUUCACCAAGUUUGGAUUUUCUGAUGCUAUAAAGCUUAAAUGAAAGCAAUUUAACAGUUGUUUUCAUGUUCUUAUUCUAGAGUAAUUCUAAAAUAUCACCCAGACUCCAGGAGGUUUAAUAGAAUGCAUAGUGGUCUUUAUCAUAAAGUUGUUUAUACAGUACCAGUCAAAAGUUUGGACACACUCAUUCAUAGUAAUACAUAUAUUAAAG
Molecule: messenger RNA, 7072 nt
Organism: Neoarius graeffei (lesser salmon catfish)
Lineage: Eukaryota; Metazoa; Chordata; Actinopteri; Siluriformes; Ariidae
Product: sodium- and chloride-dependent transporter XTRP3-like
Exons: 13
Coding region: 3804-5504 (566 amino acids)
Biological process (GO): sodium ion transmembrane transport
Cellular component (GO): plasma membrane
Molecular function (GO): L-proline transmembrane transporter activity
Source: RefSeq, a predicted model, not a curated record